This is a messenger RNA of Aethalodelphis obliquidens (Pacific white-sided dolphin), 2177 nucleotides long. It is a transcript of the gene PLEKHG7, whose product is annotated as pleckstrin homology and RhoGEF domain containing G7. NCBI's taxonomy places the organism in Eukaryota, Metazoa, Chordata, Mammalia, Artiodactyla, Delphinidae. The record is from RefSeq and is a predicted model, not a curated record. Gene Ontology annotation, biological process: Rho protein signal transduction. Gene Ontology annotation, molecular function: guanyl-nucleotide exchange factor activity.
AUGCCGAGGCUGCCAAAGGAUAAGACCUGGAAUGAAGUCGUGGAAACACAUCAAAAACUUCCUACUAAUCAAUUAGACUUGAGAAAGCAGCAAGAGGCUGUGUGGGAACUCUUCACGAGUGAAUGCACUUAUUUCUUGGACCAUUUAUUAGUUCUUAAGAUGAUCUUCAUGAAUACGUUAAAAUACCUACAGACUCAUGACUAUCUCCUGGAUGUGGAUUUAUGGAGACUUUUUGCAAACCUGGAGGAGUUAAGUCAGACAAGCUUUGGUUUUGUAAGUCUUUUCCACAUCUUCAAGGACUAUGUCGACACUUCUGAGACUUUACCAUCGUUGGAUUUCAUUUCUGUGCUCACAAAGUAUUUCCAAGGAAGCCUGUGUCAGAGCCACCAGACCUACUGCCUGAAUUACUCAGCUGCUGUCUUUUAUCUUGAGAGUCUGAGGCAGAGAGGGGACUUCGGAAUUUAUUUAAAAUGGUGUGAGGACAAUGAACAGUGUAGACGCCUUCACCUACCUGAGCUCCUAGUGGCCCCACUACACAGGCUGACUCGAUACCCCUUGUUGCUGAAGAGCAUCUGGAAAAGGAGUACAGACUCUACGAAGAAAAUCAUGAUCUACUCCAUCAAGGAAAAGGUGGAAAAGUCAAUCGGGGAUCUUGAAGGAAAAGUGAAGUGGCUUGACAAUUUUCAAAACUGCAGACAUCUACAGGAGAUUAUAGUGUGGCCUCCACUUUGGGAUAGAGAUGAAAGGUUUUUCAUUCCAGAGUGCCUGAAACACGUUUUUAAAGAACACGUGGCAGAAAACAUCCUGUCAGCAACCAACAGACACCUUCUCUAUGAAGGAAAAUUAACUCUUGCAGAAAGCACAAGAUUCCUAGAUGUUUAUCUGUUUCUCUUUGAUGAUUUCCUCUUAGUUACGAAAACUAAGCGCAACAAAAAGAAACUUGGAGGCUCAGACCCGGGUUUAAUGUGCCCUUCACUUAUUCCUGAGCUACAAACAGCAAUCAAAGAAGGUGGUUCAUGUAUGGUACUCGAUCAGCCCAUUCCACUAGACAGAUUGGUUGUCAGAGGUCUCGAUCCACUCCACAUGUCAGUCUUUGGGCUGAGAAACUCUUUCCUCAUACAACAUGAAAACAGCUAUCAACAGUGUAUAGCAGCAUUCUUAUUACAAGCCCAAACAGAAAACAUCAAGAAAACAUGGAUUGCACAAUUAACAGCAGCAAUCUCUUGCUUCACCGAGAGUCAGGAAACCAAGAUGAUGUCCAUAUUCACUUUGCCUGCAGAAUCCUCGGAAAUUUAAGGACCCAAAACAAGUGGCACACCUUUUUACACGUUGGGGAUUAAGGAAGCAUUUAUUGGUUCAACAUUUAGGCAUCACACACUGUGUCACGUUCUAGGGAUAUAUAUAUAAAGAUGAAUUAUAUACAUUCCCUGCUUUAAGGAAGUCACAGUCUGGAAGAACAUAAUGACAUAAAGAGAAUUUUCACUUCACUGAGGGUGCAAAAUUUACAGUUAAACGCCACUUCUACCUUUCCUGGAAAACAAAGAAUAGCACACAGCAUAGCCAGUUUGAAAUAUACAGUCAACAAAUUUUAGUAUUUCAUAAAUAAUCCAGCAGAUGGGGCUAAAGGCAUAGAUCAAGCCAGCUGGUCUUGCAUUCUACUGGUGUCUUGGUAUACACUAUCAGCCCACAGAUGGCAGCCUUGACUUACGUGUCAUGUUACAAGGUUCUGAACGUCUCCCUUUCUCUCUUAUACAUAAGGUCAUAUAAUAGUCACUGAAGCAAAAGAAUGGCUGAUCCAUUAUUCUGGCCUAUUAUAAAUAUUAUUUGAACUUUCCUAGGAAUUUCUUUUUUAAAAAAUUAAGUAGUUCAGCUACCUGUCAUUUUGGAAGGAUUAACGUCCAAAUAUCCUAUUUCAUAAAAAAAUAAAACAGGAUAUUUUGUCAAUAUCCUAUUUUAUAAAAAUUUGUCAAUAUCCUAUUUUAUUAAAAAAUUUCAAUAUCCUAUUUUAUAUUUGUCAAUAUCCUAUUUUAUAAAAAAAAUUCUAGUGAAAUGAUGGUAAAACAAUAAAGGGCUACUGGUCUUCCCCAGUGGCAUAGUGGUUAAGAAUCUGCCUGCCAAUGCAGAGGACAUGGGUUCGAGCCCUGGUCCGGGAAGAUCCCACAUGCUGCAGAGCAACU